This is a messenger RNA of Pundamilia nyererei, 1317 nucleotides long. Its product is annotated as C-C chemokine receptor type 2. The coding region runs from base 240 to 1274 and encodes 344 amino acids. Gene Ontology annotation, molecular function: C-C chemokine receptor activity; C-C chemokine binding. The transcript is spliced from 5 exons. Gene Ontology annotation, cellular component: membrane; external side of plasma membrane. The record is from RefSeq and is a predicted model, not a curated record. NCBI's taxonomy places the organism in Eukaryota, Metazoa, Chordata, Actinopteri, Cichliformes, Cichlidae. Gene Ontology annotation, biological process: cell chemotaxis; calcium-mediated signaling; immune response.
CAGAAAUGAGCUCCGCUGCAGGAUUUGACACAAAAAGCAAGCAAUGCAUAUUGGCAGGAUGACAUGUAAGCUCGGCGCGCAGCACAAGAACAUACACAUUCAGGAGCAGUGAUUUUGGCCAAAAGUGUGACUGGCUUUAAAGACUUCUGAUAGCUAAACUAUGGAGGAAAUUCUUAUGUGACUUUCCACAAGAAAAAUUAAAUCAGAAGCCAAAAGGUGCCAUCAUAAACUGUACCACCAUGUCAGAUAACGGGACCUUUAACUACUCAGAAAUGUAUGACUAUGAUUACAAUGAUACCUGCAAUCCGGAUUCAAGUUCGGAUUUCAUUGGAUCCAUGGUCUUAACAGUGCUUUGCUAUGUGCUGUUUUGUGUUGGUAUUCUAGGAAACAGCACAGUCCUGUGGGUCCUCCUGCGACAUGUUAAGCUCAGAACUAUGACUGAUGUAUGUCUUCUCAACCUGACUCUGUCAGACCUCUUAGUGGCUGUAUCACUGCCCCUCUGGGUAUACAGUUCCCAGAACCUCGGCUUAUGCAAAAUAAAAACAGGAGUUUAUCAGUUAGGCUUCUACAGUGGGACUUUGUUCGUGACCUUCAUGAGCGUGGACCGCUACCUGGCCAUCGUCCAUGCCGUGGCAGCCAUUCGAGCCCGGACACGUCGCUACGGCAUCACAGCCAGCAUCAUUAUUUGGGCGAUAUCUGUCACUAUGGCAACCCCUCGGGUAGUAUUUGCCUCCUUGGAGUCUGAUGAUAACGUCUCAGAGUGCCAGCCCAUCUACCCAGAAGACACAAAGCAUUUCUGGAAGUUGCAGCGCAACUUCAGUGAGAACACAGUGGGCCUUUUUCUGUGCCUUCCCAUCAUGAUUUUCUGCUAUGUGAAAAUCCUCAUUGUGCUGUCAAAGUCCAGGAACUCUAAUAGGAACAAGGCUGUGAAGCUGAUUUUCAUCAUUGUGUGUGUGUUUGUGGUGUGCUGGGUUCCCUAUAAUGUUGCAGUUUUUUUCGAAACACUGGAGGUGUUUGACAUAAACCUGGGACCCAACCCCUGUGUGAGUUCAAUAGCCCUCAACACUGCCAUGAGCAUUGCUGAGAUUAUCGCGCUGUCCCACUGCUGUGUAAAUCCAGUGAUCUACGCAUUUGUAGGAGAGAAGUUUAGGAAGUCAUUGAACAAGGUGAUGGCUAAAUACUUUGGUUGGAGUUACCCAAGCAGUGGUCCUUACAGCCACAGGGAUACCACAGACAAAGAAACCUCCAACACACCUGUAAGAUCAGAGUAUUAAAAAUGGGUUAUGUGCUUUGCUGAUGGGUGUAACUGUUUCCGCA